GCCAAACAAACGGCUAAAGGAGCAAAAGCAUCAACUAUGGUACGCACUUGCUGUGUUGUCGGUUGUAAUGUUAGAUCGCACGGAAUAAGCUGGAAAAUGCGCUCUCUUUUUAUUUUUUCACCACCUGGAAGCAACGUGAGGGAGCUCAUGUAUCGGAUGUUACCCAAAGAAGGCGUGUAGCCUGGAUAGCAGCUGUGAGACGAGCUGAUAUCCAGUUCUCUACCAUCCGAAGAUAUCUGUUGGUGUGCUCCAGACAUUUUCAUUCAAGGUCCAGCCAGGCCAAAGGUCCAUCGUAUGCCUCCACCCACUGACUCCUCCUAAAAGAGAUAAUCAGCUCUCCAGUGCGUCUACGAUCCAGCUUCCUCUCUGCUCCGGUUUGAAACCUUGCAGAGCUCUGGAAGACUAGAGAGGCUUACUGCUCAAGACAGGACUGAGAGGGGAAACACAGGUAAUGUGAAGGUGCACAAAGCUGAAGCUACUAUGGACAGUCACGUCAUACAGAUUUCCCGAGAUGACUUGGAAGAUCUAAAAGAAGCCUUCAACAAAAUCGAUAUUGAUAACAGCGGCUAUGUGAGUGAAUGGGAGCUUCAGGAGCUGUUCAAAGAGGCAAGCCUCUCCCUUCCAGGCUACAAGGUCCGAGAGAUCGUCGAGACCUUCAUCGCUGGAGAUACAAACAAAGAUGGAAAGAUCAGCUUUGAGGAAUUUGUCUCUAUCUACCAAGACCUGAAGAGUAGACAGAUCAGCGAGACAUUUAAAAAAAUUAUAUCACGGAGGGAUGGGAUUCGUUCUUUUGGAGGAACAUCGGGAAUCUCUAGCGAGGGAACCCAGCAUUCCUACGCUGAUGAGGACAAGGUGGCUUUUGUAAACUGGAUCAACAAAUCUUUGGCAAAAGAUCCAGACUGCCGACAUCUGCUGCCCAUGAACCCUGACGAUGAAAGCCUCUUCACCUCCGUCCGCGAUGGCAUCCUCUUAUGCAAGAUGAUCAACCAUUCUCAGCCAGACACGAUUGAUGAAAGAGUCAUCAACACUAAGAAACUUAACACCCUCAAAAUGACAGAGAAUCUGGUCUUGGCCCUGAAUUCAGCCUCAGCUAUUGGGUGCACGGUGGUGAGCAUGGAUGCCCAUGACUUGAUGGCUGGAAAACCCCACCUGGUUCUGGGAUUGCUCUGGCAGGUUAUCAAGAUUGGCCUUUUCGCUCACAUAGAAAUCAGCAGGAACGAAGAUCUGAUUGCCCUUCUAGAAGAUGGAGAAUCACUGGCGCACCUAAUGUCUCUCCCACCUGACGAGCUGCUGCUCCGCUGGGUCAACUAUCAUCUACGCAAUGCAGGAAUGGAAACAAUCAGCAACUUCAGCGAAGACAUCAAGGACUCGCGGGCCUACUUCCACCUGAUGGAUCAGAUCACUUCCUGUGAGGAGGAUGAAUUCCAAAUGAAGAUAAAAAUUGACAUGAGCGGCCUCAAUGAGUGGGAUUUGGAGAAAAGGGCUGAGCUGAUGCUGCAGCAGGCGGCCAGACUGGAAUGCAGGCAGUUUGUUACUGCUCGUGAUGUCACUUCUGGAAACAGCAAACUGAACACGGCCUUCGUGGCCAACCUGUUCAACAUGCACCCCGGUCUGCAGAAGUUUCUGAUGAACGGAGGCAAUUUAGAGCACAUAGAGAUGGAGACCAGAGAAGAAAAAACAUUUCGCAACUGGAUGAACUCUCUGGGUGUUUCUCCACAUGUGCACCAUCUUUACCAUGACCUGCGUGAUGGCUUGGUGAUUCUGCAGCUUUAUGAUAAGGUCAAUGUGCCUGUGAACUGGAAGAAAGUCAACCGCCCUCCUUAUCCUGCGCUGGGGGCCAAUAUGAAGAAGCUGGAAAACUGUAACUAUGCUGUGGACCUGGGCAGGAAUGUUGCCCGCUUCUCCCUGGUUGGAAUUGGAGGAGUAAAUCUAAAUGAGGGGAGUCGUGUACACACCUUAGGGCUGGUCUGGCAGCUGAUGAGGAGGUACACAGUUCAGGUUUUGUCCGAUUUGGGUGAUGGAGAGAGGGUGGUAGAUCAAAUCAUCCUGGACUGGGUCAACAAGAUGCUGAGCCAGAAUGGAAAGGACACACAAAUCAGCAGCUUCAAGGAUAACCUGAUCAGCACCAGCCUGCCAGUGAUUGACCUGAUUGAUGUAAUUGCUCCGGGGAUGGUCAAGUUCCACGUGGUGGCAAGAGGAGAAAAUGGAGUGUUGAAGAAAGAUGAUAAAAUCAACAAUGCCAAGUAUGCAAUCUCAUUGGCUCGUAAGAUUGGCGCUCGUGUCUACGCUCUGCCUGACGAUUUGGUGGAGGUCAAACCCAAGAUGGUGAUGACUGUGUUUGCCUGCCUCAUGGGGCAUGGUAUGAAGAAAGCCAAACCCUGAAGUGGGUACAAACAACAUUGAAUGAAGAUGAAAAAAUAUAUUUGUAUUUUACUUUUAAAAAAUUAUUUUUAUUCCUUUUCUUUGAGUUUUAACCUCGCCAUGCGUACAAAACAAAAACAGUCUAGCAUUGUCUAUUAUUCGUUUGCAAGAAAAAAAAGCUGUAUAUCAUUUUCCAUCAAUAAAGAUAAUUCUUUCUUUUAUACGUGAUUUUAUGGAAUAUUGUUCUUUGCUUUAUUAUACUUAACCCAUUCUAUUUACUUCUUCUGCAAUAUGAGCCAGAGAUUCGGCAGAAGAAAAAGCAGAAUUGUACACACAUCUGUUCUAUCAAAUACAUUUUAUGUCUGUAAAUGUUGUUCAUUAAAUAUUGCUAUUUAAUUAAUAAAGAGAAUCUGUUAAAUGUA
Molecule: messenger RNA, 2783 nt
Organism: Oreochromis aureus
Lineage: Eukaryota; Metazoa; Chordata; Actinopteri; Cichliformes; Cichlidae
Product: plastin-1-like
Exons: 17
Coding region: 481-2382 (633 amino acids)
Biological process (GO): actin filament network formation; actin filament bundle assembly
Cellular component (GO): cytoplasm; actin filament; actin filament bundle
Molecular function (GO): calcium ion binding; actin filament binding
Source: RefSeq, a predicted model, not a curated record